UUCGCUGUCAAAAUUACUGUCGGCUAAAAGAAUGUUCGUCGAUGCAGGCAGAAAUCCUAUUUUUAGACUAUCCUGCACUCGUUAGAUGAACAAGUUCGUUAUAUUUUAUUAGUAUCAGUAGUACAGAUUUAAUGCAGAAUAGAAAUAUCUGUGUAGAGUGUAUUACGCCUUCUCUAUCGAUAUCUGGUGUGAGCGUGUUUUUUGAAUUUUGGCGGGUCUUUGUCUGCUGCUUCAAUCAGACGCGGCGACUCAGUCAAAGACUGAACGCAAUAAGAUAGCAGCAAAAAACGUCUGGUCGCGAAAUUUGACGAAGGAUUUGUGAAAACGGAGUUUUUUUUCCAACGUUUAAUUGUUCUUGUGUCACUGGGCCGUUGGCCAUUUGGCCACACAGAAUGGCGACGAUGGAGAAUUAUACAAAGAUAGAAAAGAUCGGGGAGGGAACCUACGGUGUCGUUUACAAGGGAAGAGAUAAGCGGUCAAACGAAAUCGUUGCAAUGAAGAAGAUCCGCCUGGAAAACGAGGAUGAAGGAGUUCCAUCGACAGCCAUCCGUGAAGUCUCGACACUGAAAGAGUUGCGCCACAAGAACAUCGUCAGUCUAAUGGAAACAGUAUUACCGGAAGGCAAGCUGUACCUGGUCUUCGAAUUUCUUAAAAUGGACCUCAAGCGCUACCUCGACACCUGUGUACCGAAAAAGGAAUUCCUGCCGGAACCCGUUAUUAGGCAGUUCAUGUACCAACUGCUGGACGCUAUCUUCUUUUGCCAUCAACGACGCAUUAUCCAUCGCGAUCUCAAGCCUCAAAACAUUCUCGUUGGCAAUAACGGCGACCUUAAGAUAGCGGACUUUGGUCUGGCGCGUUCUUUCAGUGUACCGGUUCGCGUUUACACCCAUGAGGUUGUUACGCUAUGGUAUCGCGCACCAGAGGUUCUUCUUGGUUCACCCCGAUACUGCACGCCCGUUGAUAUUUGGUCCCUUGGCUGUAUUUUUGCCGAACUGUACACGAAAAAGCCUUUGUUCCAUGGUGAUUCUGAAAUUGAUCAACUUUUUCGAAUCUUUCGCACAUUGGGCACCCCCCGCGAGGAAGAGUGGCCCGGUGUCUCAUCAAUGCCCGACUACAAGCCGCAUUUUCCCAACUGGCGGACGAACAUUCUAUCUGCAAACUGCGACGCCGUGAGGGGCCAUGCUCUUGAUUUGUUGCAGAAAUGCCUUGUCUAUAAUCCGGUCAAGCGGAUAACUGCGCGAGCAGCACUCGAGCACGCGUAUUUUGAAAACUUCGAUCCCGAAAGCCCGGUUAAAGUGCCGUAUGUCUAACGGAGACCAGCGCCGGGAGUGCGCGCCAUCAACUUGGGUUCGUAUCGUUUCCAAUUAACAUCAACGAUAUUGCUCCAUGGUACAUAAUGCGAUGCUCGCUUCUAUGAACAAAACCAACGACAGUAACCCCAACAAACCAGAUAUCUUACAAGUUUCAUAAAUAUUAGUGAAUCUGAGAAUAGAGACAAAAUGUUUUAAUGAGAUAGCAUCAGAGCUAAUGUAAAACGCUAUGGUCAGAAAUGAACUUUCGAUGAAAAAUGAGCAUUCGACAGCCAAAACAAGAUACAAAUAUACGCUGACUGGCAGAGUUGUGAAUUAGCGGGUUAUCGACGAAUAUAAAGGUACGACCUAAGCAAAUUAGGAUUAUCAUUCAUGUCACUCACAUUGGUUAGUAAUAAAAGAAACAAUUAGCUAUUGUCUCGCUAGUUAUUGCACUGCUCGUAUAAUUGACAACAUAGUUGUUAUUACGUAUAUACUUCUUCAAAACCGGACACACGCAUGCAUUGACUUGAAAUUUAGUUCAGGCAACAGACUUGGUCAUCGCUGGGGAAACGUACGUUUUCGUGAUGUUCUUAGAUUUUGGAUUGACGUCGUAAAUCAUGAGUUUUCAUUUAGGACAACAGAAAAAAGUAAUGGAUAAGCUAAUUAUACUGUCUGUUCGUUGUUGUGUAAAUUUAGAUAUAAGAUCGACUUACGUGUGGACACUUCAGACCCGUAGCUGAGUCUUUUUAAAGAGAUAGUGUUGUAUUGUCUCUAAAAAGAUACAGCAUCUACUGUAUGAUGGAUGGCAGAACUCUACGGGAAAAUCAGCGUACCGUAAAAUGCUCUCCAAGCAAAUAUAUUAUAAUAGGCAGUAUUACUUCAAUUUGACCAGCGCCCAGUACUGCACGGAAGCAAAGUAUCUCGCUGGCGCAACCGGAAUAAUGUAGCGAUGAAGUCCAACUUAACGGAUUCUACAUAUAAUAGACUACAAACAUGCUUAUAAUCGAACAAAAAAUAUGAUGCAAGCAAAAGACACUUAUGACAAUAUCCUUGCCUGUUCCCCCUUUAAGAGUAAAGUUUUAUUACGCUGCCUACAUGAUGUAACGUGGCGUGUGUUGCUAUCACCUGCCUUCAGCCCGUCUAGAAGUAAAAACGUUGCUUCAAGACUAAGUGGUACGAUGGGCAGUUACGAUGAUGCUGUGACUAGGUUUAGGAGAAAACAGAUAGCUCUUCUCGCUUCGGUCAGGAUACGUGUUGUAUAUUUGAUAAAAAUAGGGAAAAUUCGAGUCCAUGUAGUGAAAGGCCUCGGACACCGCCGCGCGCUAUAAUGAUAUUGAAACGCCGUCUAUUGCGGGACAUGACCACGGUUUGAAUGAACGACGGCGAGUAUCUAAAACACUGUAUAUUACUGCCUUGGAUGCCAACUAUAUAAAAAGUAUAUAUACACUGAUAAACUUAAUAAAUAUAUAAGCGCC
Messenger RNA from Varroa destructor (honeybee mite), 2767 nucleotides. RefSeq names its product Cyclin-dependent kinase 1 (gene Cdk1). Gene Ontology annotation, biological process: protein phosphorylation; G2/M transition of mitotic cell cycle; mitotic G2 DNA damage checkpoint signaling. Lineage: Eukaryota; Metazoa; Arthropoda; Arachnida; Mesostigmata; Varroidae. Gene Ontology annotation, molecular function: cyclin-dependent protein serine/threonine kinase activity; ATP binding. The record is from RefSeq and is a predicted model, not a curated record. Gene Ontology annotation, cellular component: nucleus.